ACACCUGUCGUACGGAAGCGUUCUCCGCAAACGCGACGCGCCGGAAACGAGGAAGUGCAGUGAACGACUAUUUGAAUUCCAUUUUCGAAUAUAUUAAAAUUUCGUUCGAUUUCAAUAACCAUAAAGUGAAUAUAUAUUUACCAAAAAGGUUAAUAGCUACUCGCGAAUUCUUCAUCACGUAGAGAACAUCAAAUAUUUCGAAGAGUCAGCAGCGUGAGGUGACAAUUACUUUCACCGGUAGAGCACGCUCCGAUGUUCUCACGGUGAAACCGUGCGAAGAAAACUGCCAGGAAAAUGCACAUGGUGGCAACAAAUAUCUGGGCUCGAUGUGCCAGGUGAUCCGCCAUGCGCCAGACGGUGCAUCCCGACUGGGACAAAACGCCAAAAGUUCGGUUAAAACCAACUCACACCACACUAAUCUGGCUGUUGGCAUUCCUUCAAAUAGUCGCAGCGAACCGACCACCACGUUUCCUCAUAGAUGGCCAGUCAGAGAUUGUCGUUAGACUUAAGGAAGGACCAGAUACGCCAAUUGGUAGCUUAAUAUACCGGCUGCGUGGUAUUGACCCAGAUGGAGACACGUUGUAUUUUGGAAUUAAAGAUCAAUUGGGUAGUGAUAUUUUAAGAUUAGAAGCCAUUUCAUCCAACGAAGCUAAUAUUUAUUUAGUUAAGGAAUUAGAUAGAGAGACCCGUGAUGAAUACUCUUUUGUCUUAACACUAAGCGAUGGUCAUUUGGGGGAAGGUAAUUUCAUCACACAGAGCUUUCUACUCUUAGUAGAAGAUGUAAAUGACAACGAACCCAUUUUCAAACCAUAUCCCUCCGCGAUCACCGUGAAAGAAGAUUCACCGCCUGGUAUAUUGGCUACAGUGGAAGCAACAGACCUUGACGAAGGAGCUUAUGGACAAGUUUUGUACAACCUCCAAGAAUUGGAUGGAGAUAUAGAAAACUUUUCAGUACAAACAGUUAAUGGAAAAGGAGUGAUCCGGUUAACCAAUCGUUUGGAUUACGAGCGUAAAUCCUUGUAUCAACUCCGUGUGUUGGCUGUAGACCGGGCGAAUCAAGGACGAGUUAAUACGGGUACUGCAGCUAUAUUAGUGAAGGUACAGGACGUAGAAGACCAACCGCCAGAGUUUGUUGUUGCCAGCCCUGUUACUAGAAUUAGCGAGGAUGCACCGAUCGGAACUUCUGUUUUGCAAGUGCGUGCUAUUGAUGGUGAUAGAGGCAUCAACAAUCGUAUAUCAUAUAGCAUCAUAUCUGGUGGUGAAGAGCAUUUUGAUAUAGAUAGCAGCUCAGGUGUGGUGUACACUGUCAAUCAGUUGGACAGAGAGGAUCCAAAUAACAGCAAUGGGGCUUAUAUAUUGGAAAUACUGGCCACAGAAGAAUCACUUACAGUGUCUCCAAUGCCAAGUGCAACCACUGAGGUGACAGUCAUAGUGACAGAUGUGAAUGAUGAAACACCAAAAUUUCGUAGUGAUCGCUAUGUGUGUGAAGUGAUAGAGAAUGCACAGCAGAAUACUCCCAUAACUUUCCUUCAAGACGCCAUACCAGAAGUGUUUGAUUAUGAUCAGGGUAAAAAUGGAACUUUUGAAUUAUAUUUAAGAGGUGAUAAUGGUGUGUUUGAUGUUACACCAUUUAAGGGUAUAAAUGAAGCCUCAUUUUUGAUAAGGGUCAAUGACCCAUCUUAUUUAGAUUAUGAGAGGGUUACAGUAAUGAAUUUCAGUCUAGUCGCCAAAGAAAUUGCUGCCAAAGAUCCUAAAAUGAGUAUAGUUCCAAUAAUGGUCCAUAUAAAGGAUGAGAAUGACAACUUUCCAGAGUUUACAGAGUCACUAUACACAGUUUCUAUACCAGAGAACUGUGGUGUUGGAACAACAGUCGCAUGGGUGCAAGCUCUAGAUCAAGACUCUGACAAUUAUGGAACAAGGGGUAUCAGAUAUACAAAUUUAGGAGGCAGUGUUGCUAAUUUAUUAAAUUUAAACCCAAUAUCAGGAGUGAUUACAGUAAAGCAAGCGGGGGGUGACAGUUUCGAUCGAGAACUCGUCUCUCGCCAUUAUUUGACCGUUGAAGCGCGGGACGACCUCGGCAAAGGCAAUAGAAACACCGCUCAACUCAUUAUAAACAUCGAAGACGUGAAUGAUAACGCGCCUAUGUUUCUUGCCAACAAGUACGAGGCGAGAUUGCUGGAAAAUGAACGCCAGUUUGAGAACCCGCUAAUUUUAGAAGCUAGGGACAUGGACUUAAAUGGUACCAAAAACAGUCAUAUAGAAUACUCAAUAGUUGGUGGGGAUUAUAAGAAGAAUUUCUCUAUCGACCCCAAUCUGGGCAUCAUCACGCCGGUCGGUGGACUUGAUUUCGAGCAGAUACCAGGCGACAAUACUAACAUACGACCUAUACAUCUAACGGUGCGAGCGCGUGACUUUGGUGACCCGCCUUUGUCUUCGACGGUACCUGUCACCAUCUAUGUGCAAGAUGUGAACGACCACGCGCCGCUGUUCCAGCAGAUGUUGUACAAGCGGUCCAUCCCUGAAGAUAUGCCCGGCGGUACUAGUGUGCUUGAGGUGAAGGCUCGCGAUGCUGACGGUUCGUUGCCUAACAACCGGGUAGUGUACCGCAUUCAACGCGGCGCUGGAGACAAAUUCGUCAUAGACGCAAAUUCCGGCGUGCUUGCAGUAGCUAACGGCUCCACUCUCGACCCGGACAAGACCAAUCCUAAGGUCAACCGGUACACACUCACUGUGGUGGCGUUAGAUGGCGGUAUAGGAGAUCAGCAAUUAAGUGCAGCUGUACUCGUUAAUAUCACAAUAGUUGAUGUGAACAACAAACCUCCAGUACUUGUCGAGCCUGGCACCAUUGUUGUCAGAGAAAAUACGCAGGUAGGUACAGAAAUAUACCGCGCCGAAGCUUAUGAUCUGGACGAACAACCGGUGCUACGGUUUGCGAUUGACCGUAGCGGUAGUGUGGCAAGGAACGAGGACGGCGUUAUAGUACCGGUUACCGAGUACGACUACCUAUCGCUUUGGGACCUAAACUCCGUCGAUGGAACGCUAAGGGUUGUGAGGUUACUAGAUAGAGAAAAAGUUGAAACGAUAAAAUUAGUUAUUACAGUUCAAGACAUGGCAGCUAUAGACGGCGGUCCACUACAAACUGCCACAGGAACUCUCACGAUAAUAGUGGAAGACGAGAAUGAUAACAAUCCACGCUUCAGGAAACCAUUUUACAGGACCUCAAUACCCGAAAACUCUAAGAACGGCGUCAAUAUUGUGACGGUUAUAGCGGAUGACGCCGACAAGAACAGAACUAUGACAUAUUCUGUGGAAGGUCCUGAAGAACUUCUCAGCAUGGUGCAUAUGGAGAGCGCGACCGGCGAAUUGGUGGUUGCCAACAGAAUCGAUCACGAGGUGUAUCCUUGGAUUAAUAUCACCGUAAAGGCCAUCGACAGCGGCCUGCCACCGCGGUACUCAGUCGCUGAACUCUUUAUUCAAGUUUUGGAUGAAAAUGACAAUAACCCGAUAUUCGAGUCGUCCGCGUUCGAAUACAGGGUGCGUGAGGAUGUGGAGCCGGGAACAAUUUUGGCCAACGUGGUUGCCAACGAUGCGGACUCCGGCGAAUACGGCACAGUUACCUAUCUGCUCGACCGGAUGUCUACGCAGGGCAAAUUCCUAAUAAAUGCGGAAAGUGGUGCGUUGACAGUGUCAGACUGGUUGGACCGCGAGACCCAACCCACGUACAAUUUAGUGGUUGAAGCAUGGGACAAUUAUCAGUUUGGAUACCUUAGUGGUGAAAGCCGGAACGCGUUCAAGCAGAUUGUCGUUCACGUAGAAGACGUAAAUGACAACCCUCCAAUACUAAACAUUCCGGAAGAAUGUACAACCAUCACGGAAUUCCACAACUACCGUGAACCGAUAGUCUCCAUAUCAGCGACAGAUGCGGAUGACGCCAAUUCGCCCAACGGCCGCGUGCAGUUCCACUUAGUUGGUGGAAAGGGUCAUGAGCUGUUCCGGUUUGAGCAAGUGGGCGGAGAUGCGAACACGGGGCGUCUGUUCGCGAGGCAAUCCCUGCAGGACCGGUUCGGGAACUACUCGCUGUCGGUGGAGGCGCGCGACCUGGGCGCGCCGGCGCACGUGGCGCGCGGCUCGCUGCGGCUGUGUGUCGCCGACUACAACGACCACGCGCCCGUGUUCGUGCAGCCGCCGCACAACGUCACCAUCAAGGUGCCAGAGAACGCGACGGUGGGCACGUGCGUGGCGACGGUGCGCGCGGUGGACGCGGACGUGGGCCCCAACGGCGCCGUGCGGUACCGCGUGCGGCGCCAGCCCGGCCGCGACUGGCGCGCGUUCUCACUGCACGCCGCCACCGGCGCGCUGCGCACCGCGCUGCCGCUCGACCGCGACCAGCAGACCACCUACCAGCUAAGAAUCGAGGCGUACGAUCUCGGGCUCCCGACUCCGCUAAGUUCAGACUUGGAUCUCACGAUAUACGUACAGAACGUGGACAAUUAUCGGCCACGGUUCCCAAACAAACAUUUCUACGUAAAUGUCACAGAAAACACACCAGACUUCGAAGUAUAUUUGCCAAGUGUUAUAGAAAGAGACGAAAUAGAUAGAGGUGACGAACCAAUACUGCCUGUGUGCUUCUUUAUAGUAGAAGGCAAUGAGAACGGAGCUUUUGAACUACACAGGAAUACACAUAAAUUAUCCACAAUCAAACCACUCGAUCGAGAGCAAAAGUCAGAAUACGCACUCACCGUGUUGGCUACAGAGGACUGUAUAGCGACACCCAACUAUCAGAGUGACGUGGACGCAGUCAGUGUACUAAGGGUGAAUGUAACCGUCAAUGAUAUCAACGACAAUCCACCAAAAUUUACGAGCAAGAUAUUCACUGGUGGCGUGACGACAGAGGCUGAUUUUGGUAUUGAAUUUAUGCAUGUGAAGGCGCUAGACAUAGACGACGGUGACAAUGCAAAAAUAAGUUACUACCUCAUGGGUGAAGUAAAAGAAACACUAACGGAAGGCCUUGAAAAUUUGGCGGUGUCACCCUUCCUCGUCAAUGUGGACACCGGCGCCAUAUCAUUGAAUUUCGACCCACAGAAAGGCAUGAAAGGAUAUUUCGAUUUCAAGGUACUAGCCAACGAUACAGGCGGGCUUCAAGACGAAGCGCAUGUCUUUAUAUACUUACUGCGCGAAGAUCAGCGAGUACGGUUUGUGCUUCGCUCGCACCCGUCGGAAAUCCGUGAAAGAAUACCCAAGUUCCGCGACAAACUGGCCCGCGUCACGGCCUCCGUAGUCAACAUAGAUGAUAUAAGAGUCCACGAGAACAAAGACGGAUCUGUGGAUAAUACGAAAACAGACCUCUAUUUGCACUUAGUCAAUGGCCAGGACCAUUCUGUUUUUGAAGUGGAACAAGUAUUGAAGAUAGUUGAUAAGAAUAUUGAACAACUCGAUGAUUUGUUCAAGGAAUUCAAUGUCUUGGACACUCAACCGGCGGAGUACCAACCGCUAACCGCCGAGACGUUGUCAUCAAACCAGACGGUCUUCUGGCUGGUGUGGACGACGCUAUUCCUCGCCGUGCUCCUCGUGCUGUCACUUAUGUUGUGCCUGUCUCAACGGGCGGAUUAUAUUCGAAAGUUAAAGGCCGCUACAGCCACAGCUUAUUCUUCACCAACACCAGGCGAAUCUGAUAUGACAAUUCGCAGCUCAGGAGGACGUGUUCCGAACACAAACAAACAUAGUACCAAAGGCUCUAAUCCGAUCUGGCUACACGCAUACGAAAACGAUUGGUACAAGUCUGACGACCAGCUGAGUCAUUCCGAACGCGACUCGCUUGACGAAAACGCGGUUGACCAAGACAUAUCCAACGAGAAACCGUAUUUCAUCACAACCGGGGCUUUCCCGUCCAUCGAUUCUAAUGAAACUGAGCCACAAAGUAAUCAAGCAAAAUACGAUUUUUACCAGCAACUAGAACAAAUGAAGAACGCAAAAAAUAUGGAGACAACUGAAUUAUAAUGUCAUAUAUGUAUAUUAUAUAAAUUGUAUGUGCCUUUGUAAUAUACAUAUGUACCAUACUAGCAAUUCAUUUCGCAAUUGUGUUACAAUGAAAGACAAUGCUCUUCUAUUUAUUCAUAAUGAAAACGUGAUAAAAAUAAGUUUAUACCAAAUAAAGAUGUUUUAUUUAUAACAACAAUCAACGAUAUGUUCGUGCCAAAAUGAGUGUUCGAUAAGUACUGCGAAUUAAGUUUUGGCAAACGUGGAUUUAGGUGUAAUUUGGGUUGAAAAUUUAGAAUUAAUUCAAGAUAAAAACUAAAACAAACCGACCUUAGAAUCAAAGAUAAUCUACAUUCCAUUCAGUCGUAAGUCUUCUAAUUUCGUCAUGAUUGUAAUUGGUUCUUUUGUGGUUUAAUUACGAACUUGUAAACUGUGUGAAGGUAAAUAAACAAAUAAAACAAGAUUUGUUAUGGACACCUGUCUUUUCGUCAUAGUUAUCCUUGAUUUCUAUUUGUGUAGUCGUCUGUAUUUGACGGCGUCAUAGCGAUGAUUUUAAAGUAUAAAAAAUAACUGUAGAGUUGUAGAGUAUUACAGAAAGGGAGGUAGAUACAAUAAUUCAACAAAAAUUAUAUAAAAUUAGUAAUUUCUUUUUGUUAAAUUGGAUAACCACAUUAUUACGGGUGUGUUUAUCGUGCCGAAUAGUACAUUUUACCUUACUCUUAUUGGAGUUAAGGUCUAUUUUCUAUAGGGCACAUUUUAUUAUGAACAAUUAUAUAUGUAAAAAUCUAUGAUCACUAAUUUGUAAAAAAAUAAAUAUGAUCCUGUAACCAUAAUCCCAUAAUGUAUAGUACUAGUUUCAUUUGUGUACCUAUAAUAUUACAUUAUUUUGCAAAAGGUAGGUAUAGCAAAGUAAUAUAAUACAAUAACCAACCCUUAACUACGCUGUAAGUAUAUAUUAAUGAAAAGAUUGCUUUCAGCAAUAAGGCCGCCUUAUUGUAACUAUACAUGUCCUUUAAUAUAUUGUUUAUGCCUUUUCUUUACUGUGUGUUGCAAAUAAAGUAUAUUCUAUCUAUCUGUCUAAUGCAUUGAGAAAACCCUUAAUAGCCAAAUCUGAUUAAAAUUAGGCUCAUUGGUCGCUUUCCCUUAUAUAGCAGAUGCGAGAGAUUGUUUCCAUUUACGCCAGGUAAGUGUACAUAAGUACAAUACAUGGUAAAUUUAUCGACCUUAUUAUUGUUACCUACA
Molecule: messenger RNA, 7218 nt
Organism: Achroia grisella
Lineage: Eukaryota; Metazoa; Arthropoda; Insecta; Lepidoptera; Pyralidae
Product: cadherin-23
Exons: 29
Coding region: 346-5997 (1883 amino acids)
Biological process (GO): homophilic cell-cell adhesion
Cellular component (GO): plasma membrane
Molecular function (GO): calcium ion binding
Source: RefSeq, a predicted model, not a curated record